Molecule: messenger RNA, 1314 nt
Organism: Megalopta genalis
Lineage: Eukaryota; Metazoa; Arthropoda; Insecta; Hymenoptera; Halictidae
Source: RefSeq, a predicted model, not a curated record
AUGGCAGUGUUUUACUUGUCCUGGUCCAUGGCACUGUCUACUUGGGCUGCGUAUGAUGUACAGGACGAUCUCCAAUUGAUGAUCUUCAACCUGAUGGAGUCGAUUAUAAUAAUGUCUAUUAUAUUCGAGACUUCUCUCGUUUGGUUAAGCGAUGAUUUGAAAUCAGUCGUCGACGAAGCCAGGAGAGAGAUGCAGAAUGGCGUGUAUCUGAAGAACGUAGACGAGAAGCGGCUGUAUUACAAAUACAACAACAUCUCUUGGAAAUUUGGGAAAUAUGCGACGGUGUUUCAAUUUGCUCUCAUCAUUCUGAUGUUCUUUCGUCCGUUGAUACAUCUGUCGGUGCAGUCUUAUGCAGGAGAAAGUAAUGCAACGAUUUUCUAUACACUACCAUUUCGGGCUCAUAUCUUCUUCGAUUACCAAAACAACAUCAUGAUCUAUUUUAUUCUAUACGUAUACCAGGUGCCUUUGAUGUACGUGGCCAUGUUUCAUAUAGCAGAGGUCAGCUUUAUCGUCACCAUGGUCUUACAUCUUUGCGGGAAGUUCUCUAUUUUAUGUUUUCGUAUCCGAAACGUGACCACGAAGUCGUCGAGUCUUUUCCAGAAGAACAUUAAAAGCGUGGUGAACCAGCAUUUGGAGUUGAGAAAGAUGUCAGAAAUUCUAAAUAACAACUUCUACCUGCUCCUUCUGAUAGAAUACACGCUUAAUACAGAUCCGGUAGCCGCUGCCAAUUUUGUAAUGUACACGCUGGACGUGACUGCUUAUUUGUAUUUGUAUUCCUACAUCGGUGAACAACUUCGUUGCGAGUCAGAGAAUAUAGGUGAUGCGCUGUACAAUAUCGAAUGGCAAGAAGUGACAGAUAAAGAUAGAAGAGUUCUGUUGAUAUGUAUGACGAACGGACAAAAAACAGAGUGCUUAACAGCUGGAAAAUUUUAUGAAUUCUCAUUGUUCGGGUUUACUAAGAGGGAUCAUCCUGUCGAUAUCAAAGACUCUCUCAUGUACUGCCAGCGAAUAUUCGCCACCGGCGAUAUAUUACCGAAACACGGCAACGAUCAGAGAAAACUGUUCAAGAUCGUAGUGUUCUAUUUCUUCCAGUUGGCAAUGUUGCAACUGUGGGACUUGUACGAUGUUCUGCACGAUUUCAACGCGUUGAUAGAGGUCGCGACAGAAUUGCCUCUCACGCUUUCGAUACUGUUCGGGCUUGUUCUUAUCGGAACGAACAAGAAGCUGAUAGUGGUGGUCGAGAGAAUCCAAAGCGACGUUAAGGGCGCGCUAUUGUUCGAGAACGACGAGGAGAAACGAGCUUAUCAAAAGUAA